Molecule: messenger RNA, 1104 nt
Organism: Galeopterus variegatus (Sunda flying lemur)
Lineage: Eukaryota; Metazoa; Chordata; Mammalia; Dermoptera; Cynocephalidae
Product: testis-specific gene 10 protein-like
Exons: 8
Source: RefSeq, a predicted model, not a curated record
AUGAAGAAACAUGUAGAAGUAACUGGCAGUUCACCUCCUAUGAAGCGUAUGUAUUCCUCAUAUUCAGAGCCAUGUUCACUGCAUGAAACCAGUGACAGCAGACUUUUAUAUGAAAAUACAGAAAAAGAUCUUUCUGAUACUCAGCGACACCUUGCUAAGAAAAAAUAUGAGCUACAGCUUACUCAGGAGAAAAUUAUGUGCCUGGAUGAAAAAAUUGAUAAUUUUACAAGGCAAAGUAUUGCGCAGCGAGAAGAAAUCAGCAUUCUUGGUGCAACUCUUAAUGAUAUGGCUAAAGAGAAGGAAUGCCUACAAGCAUGUUUGGAUAAAAAAUCUGAGAAUAUUGCAUCCCUUGGAGAGAGUUUGGCAAUGAAAGAAAAGACCAUUUCAGGCAUGAAGAAUAUCAUUGCUGAGAUGGAACAGGCGUCAAGACAGUCUACUGAAGCCCUAAUUAUGUGUGAACAAGACAUUUCCAGAAUGCGCCGGCAAUUGGAUGAAACAAAUGAUGAGCUGGCCCAGAUUGCCAGGGAAAGAGAUAUCUUGGCUCAUGAGAAUGACACUCUCCAAGAACAGUUUGCUAAAGCUAAACAAGAAAACCAGGCACUGUCCAAAAAAUUGAAUGAUACUCAUAAUGAACUUAACGACAUAAAACAGAAGGUCCAAGAUACUAAUUUGGAGGUUAACAAGCUGAAGAAUAUAUUAAAGUCUGAAGAAUCUGAGAACCGGCAAAUAAUGGAACAACUCCGAAAAGCCAAUGAAGAUGCUGAAAACUGGGAAAAUAAGGCCCGUCAAUCAGAGGCAGAUAACAAUACCCUCAAACUGGAACUUAUCACUGCCGAGGCAGAGGGUAACAGAUUAAAAGAAAAAGUAGAUUCCCUCAACAGAGAGGUUGAGCAACACUUAAAUGCAGAAAGGUCUUAUAAGUCCCAGAUUUCUACCUUACAUAAGUCUGUUGUAAAGAUGGAAGAGGAACUUCAGAAGGUUCAGUUUGAAAAAGUAUCUGCCCUUGCGGAUUUGUCUUCCACAAGGGAACUCUGUAUUAAACUUGAUUCAAGCAAAGAACUUCUUAAUCGACAACUGGUUGCUAAAGAUCAAGAAAUAGAAAUG